This is a messenger RNA of Macaca mulatta (Rhesus monkey), 2368 nucleotides long. RefSeq names its product enolase 3 (gene ENO3). Gene Ontology annotation, cellular component: phosphopyruvate hydratase complex. The record is from RefSeq and is a predicted model, not a curated record. NCBI's taxonomy places the organism in Eukaryota, Metazoa, Chordata, Mammalia, Primates, Cercopithecidae. Gene Ontology annotation, biological process: glycolytic process. Gene Ontology annotation, molecular function: phosphopyruvate hydratase activity; magnesium ion binding.
GCGGUGAAGCCGUCUUCUCCGACCCGCCGCCGAGGGCUGGGCCGCUUCCGGAGCCUGGGUUAGGGGCGCGAGGUCACGGAGCGCGGCCCGGGCGGAAAGGGGCUUGGUUUUCUCUCUCCUCCUCCCGAGUGCGGCGCGCAUCCCUGGCGUCCACGCCGAACCCCACAGUCCCCGACGCCCCUCGAGCCCGUGUUCCUCGACAGCCGCGCGGCUGAGUCACUGGCGGGCUCGGGCGGGGCCGCACCCGGGCACGUGGCGGCGCUCCCCGCCCGCCAUCUCCUGACCCCUGACCCGCCGCACCCCCACCCCAGGGUGGAAAAAUCCCGGGAGGAGGGGCCUGAGAUGAGAGGGCGGGGCAAGAUGGGAGACGGGACGGGUGGCGGGGCAGGUGGCUUGAGGUGGGGGCUGGGAGGCCGCGCUGGCCGGCGGGGCGGGGAGCAGGGGUGGGGAGAGGGAGGCGGGGGUGAGUCACCGGGCGCGGGCUGCCCCGGCGCCGGCGGGAAGGGCCUCCGAGUCGAGCCCCGUGACCCCAGCCGUUCGGCUGGCAUGGCUGCAGAGGAGCUCGGGGCAGACCCCGCACUGGCCCCAGAGCUGGCAAGGUGGAGAUCUCUACCGAGAGCAGAGACCCACCUCCCCGCAGUGCUACGGCGGGGCGCCGGAGGAGCCCCAGGCGUGCAGAAGCUCACAAAGGGCCACCCGUCCUCGGUCCAUUCAUUUUUGUUCACUGUUGAUUCAACCCCAUUCAUUGAUGGGCUGGGGCCGUGCGCUGAGCGCCCACAGUCGGUGGGGAGAAGGGCUCUGACCAAUAGUCCCCAUGCCGGGCGACAAGUGCUGUCCUAGCGUUAUCAAUCGGGCGCCGCGCCAGCCGAGAGGGCCCGUCUAAAUUUGUCUCCUGGCCCCUAAUUCAUCCCUGCCCUGGCUGGCCUGGAGAGGUAGGAUGGGGCGGCGCCGAUAAUGGCCGUUAUGAGGACCCUAAGAGCCAUGGCCAUGCAGAAAAUCUUUGCCCGGGAAAUCCUGGACUCCAGGGGCAACCCCACAGUGGAGGUGGACCUGCACACAGCCAAGGGCCGAUUCCGAGCAGCUGUGCCCAGUGGGGCUUCCACAGGUAUCUAUGAAGCUCUGGAACUAAGAGAUGGGGACAAAGGCCGCUACCUGGGGAAAGGAGUCCUGAAGGCUGUGGAGCACAUCAACAAGACUCUAGGCCCUGCUCUGCUGCAAAAGAAACUAAGUGUUGUGGAUCAAGAAAAAGUUGACAAAUUUAUGAUUGAGCUGGAUGGGACCGAGAAUAAGUCCAAGUUUGGGGCCAAUGCCAUCCUGGGCGUGUCCUUGGCCGUGUGUAAGGCGGGAGCAGCUGAGAAGGGGGUCCCCCUGUACCGCCACAUCGCAGAUCUCGCUGGGAACCCUGACCUCAUACUCCCAGUGCCAGCCUUCAAUGUGAUCAACGGGGGCUCCCAUGCUGGAAACAAGCUGGCCAUGCAGGAGUUCAUGAUUCUGCCUGUGGGAGCCAGCUCCUUCAAGGAAGCCAUGCGCAUUGGUGCUGAGGUCUACCACCACCUUAAGGGGGUCAUCAAGGCCAAAUAUGGGAAGGAUGCCACCAAUGUGGGUGAUGAAGGUGGCUUCGCACCCAACAUCCUGGAGAACAAUGAGGCCCUGGAGCUGCUGAAGACAGCCAUCCAGGCAGCUGGUUACCCAGACAAGGUGGUGAUCGGCAUGGACGUGGCAGCAUCUGAGUUCUAUCGCAAUGGGAAGUACGAUCUUGACUUCAAGUCGCCCGAUGAUCCCGCACGGCACAUCACUGGGGAGAAGCUCGGAGAGCUGUAUAAGAGCUUUAUCAAGAACUAUCCUGUGGUCUCCAUCGAGGACCCCUUUGACCAGGAUGACUGGGCCACUUGGACCUCCUUCCUCUCGGGGGUGAACAUCCAGAUUGUGGGGGAUGACCUGACAGUCACCAACCCCAAGAGGAUCGCCCAGGCCGUUGAGAAGAAGGCCUGCAACUGUCUACUGCUAAAGGUCAACCAGAUCGGCUCGGUGACCGAAUCGAUCCAGGCGUGCAAACUGGCUCAGUCUAAUGGCUGGGGGGUGAUGGUGAGCCACCGCUCUGGGGAGACUGAGGACACGUUCAUUGCUGACCUUGUGGUGGGGCUCUGCACAGGACAGAUCAAGACUGGCGCCCCCUGCCGCUCAGAGCGUCUGGCCAAAUACAACCAACUCAUGAGGAUCGAGGAGGCUCUUGGGGACAAGGCAGUCUUUGCUGGACGCAAGUUCCGUAACCCGAAGGCCAAGUGAGAAGCUGGAGGCUCCAGGACUCCACUGGACAGACCCAGGUCUUCCAGACCUGCUUCCUGAAAUAAACACUAGUGCCAACCAA